This is a messenger RNA of Poecilia latipinna (sailfin molly), 3183 nucleotides long. RefSeq names its product zinc finger, MYND-type containing 11 (gene zmynd11). Gene Ontology annotation, molecular function: DNA binding; transcription corepressor activity. Gene Ontology annotation, biological process: regulation of signal transduction; regulation of transcription elongation by RNA polymerase II. The transcript is spliced from 16 exons. Lineage: Eukaryota; Metazoa; Chordata; Actinopteri; Cyprinodontiformes; Poeciliidae. Gene Ontology annotation, cellular component: nucleus. Bases 193 to 2190 code for a protein of 665 amino acids. The record is from RefSeq and is a predicted model, not a curated record.
AGCUCACCUGCUCCUCUCUGUGUUUACCUCCCAAUCCCAGCGCUGCUGUAACGGUGGCAAACUGGACAAAAAGCACCAUCUUCAGCCCGGUGCGCCAGAAAUACUGAUGUAAGCUGCCUGGUGUUCCAUCCUUCUGGGAUUUUUUUGUCAGCUACACCGUGUGUUAGUGCCACUGUCCGUGGCGAAGCUGUGAUGAAUAAGGAGAUCAUGUCCCGUGUGGUGAGGAAGAGGCAGGCGGAUCCUAAGGUGGUCCAGUACGUGUGGGAAGCCAUCGAAGUCAUUCGGAACCAGAAACAAAUCGCAAACAUGGACCGGAUCUCCAAGUACCUGAGCCGGGUGUUCGGCAUGCACCCAAAGGAGACGGCGCGGCAGCUGAGCCUGGCGGUGAAGGACGGGCUGGUGGUGGAGACGCUCACCGUCGGCUGCAAGGGCUCCAAGGCCGGCAUCGAGCAGGAGGGCUACUGGCUGCCUGGAGACGAGAUGGAGCCGAAAGCCGAGGGCAGCAAGGACUGGGAGGCGGAGAGCCACGACUGGUACUGCUUCGACUGCCACCUACCAGGCGACGUCCUGCCCUGCGACAACUGCUUCCGGGUCUAUCAUCUCAAAUGUCUGCCGGAGGAGUGCAAACCCAGAGACGGAGGCUCCCACUGGCAGUGCGUCGUCUGCAGGGGAAGUAAAAAGAAGAACCUGAACAAACAGGAGAUGUGUAAAUACCUGCGCUUCAUCAUCCAGCGGAUGAAAGAGAGGGCAGUGGAUCUGAACAAAAAGGGCAAAGACACUAAACACCCCAUGUACAAACGGCUGAUCCACACCGCGCUGGACGUCUCCAACAUCCACGAGAAUCUGACUGAAGGAAAAUACAAAACCUUCGAGGAGUUCAAAGCUGACGCUCAGAUGAUCGUUCAUAACACUGCCAUCCUGUAUGGAGUUCACAGCGACCAGGCGGAGAUCGCACGGCUGCUGUUUAGCGACACAUGCCACGAGUUGAACGAGUUGGUGUUGUGUAAGAACUGUUUCUACCUGUCGAACGCCCGGCCAGAAAACUGGUUCUGUUAUCCCUGUACUCCGAGCCACGACCUGGUCUGGGCCAAGAUGAAGGGCUUCGGCUACUGGCCCGCCAAAGUCCUGCAGAGGGAAGACAACCAGGUGGAUGUUCGCUUCUUUGGCCACCAGCACCAGAGAGCGUGGAUCCCGUCUGAGAACAUCCAGGACAUCAAGGUGAGCGUCCAGCAGCUGCAGGUGAAGCGCAGCAACGGCUGGAAGAAGGCGUGCGAGGAGCUGGAGGUGUACCAGCGCUUCCUGAGGGAGGGCCGCUUCUGGAAGACAAAGAUGGAGGACAGCCCUGCGCCGCACCAGCAGAACCAGAACCAGCGGAAGCAGCAGCAGGACGAGGAGGAAGACGAGGAGGAGGAAGAGGAGGAAGAAGAGGGCGAAGAGGAGGCGGCCAGCAGGAGGACGCAGAGACCGGAGCGGACGGACGAAGCCGAGUCCAGCAUCUCGUCCACCAGCAACGAGCAGAUCCGCCACUUGAAAAGCAGCCAGGAGCCCAAAGCGAAGAAAAGCCGCAGGACUCUAAUCGUUGAACCCAAAGAGGAAGCCAGUGAGCCGGAGCCGGAGAUGGAGGCGGUGAGCUCCAGCCAGGAGAUCCCGGUGUCGUCGGCGCCGCCGCCACCCGAGAAGCUGUCGGUAUCGACGCAGACCAAGAAGGCGAGCGGCGGCUCGCCGCGCAUGCUGCACCGCAGCACGCAGACCAACAGCGAGGGGCCGUGCCACAACAUGUGCCACGAGAAGUACAGCAAGGUGUUCGGCGAGGUCAAGGAGAUGAUGAAGGCCGACAACAAGAGGGAGACGGAGCGCGUCGUCAGGGAGGCGCUGGAGAAGCUUCGGGCUGAGAUGGAGGAGGAGAAACGUCAGGCGGUGAGCAAGGCGGUGGCCGGAGUCCAGGCGGAGAUGGAGAGGAAGUGCAAACAGGUGAAGGAGAAGUGCAAAGAGGAGCUGGUGGAGGAGGUGAAGAAGCUGGUGGCCCAACACAAGCAGCUCAUCUCCCAGACCAAGAAGAAGCAGUGGUGCUAUAACUGUGAAGAGGAGGCCAUGUACCACUGCUGCUGGAACACCUCCUACUGCUCCAUCAAGUGUCAGCAGGAGCACUGGCACGCAGACCACAAACGAACCUGCCGCAGGAAGAGAUGAACAAGCCCCACCCCUCCUCACACCUCAUUGGCUCCCGCCCUCAGUCAGUGAACAACACACACACACACACACAGCGUUUCUCCCUGGGAACUGGUUGGACCGGAUGUUUCUGCUGCGUGGCGAAUGAUCCCGUUUUAUUUAAUGUAGCCAUCGUUUUCUUUUUUUUUCUCUUGAAUCGUGAAGUUUUCUCCGCUGCAGAGAUUUUUAUGUUCUGUUGUUUUGUUUUUUUACGUUUUCUUUAACGAAAUGCUGAUGUUGCGUCUAUUUAAGUGAGCAUUAAUAGAAAACCUUUUAUGACCUGGAUUUAAAAAGAAAAUGUUUUGGGGUUUUUUGUGUCCUUGCUGAACAAACUCUGAUUUCAUCUGUAGCAACCUGAGCUGUCAGCGGUUCGGCUUACAGAUUUUAAAGUCAUGUUGGAUCUUUUUUUUGUUUUAGUUUUAUAUAAAUCUAUGGCGGUGGAUGCACCUUUUUAUCAUGUCUACCUAAAAUUUUAUUGUCCUCAAUCAUUCAUUGGGAACAGGGUCAAAAUGUCAACUUUUAAAGCCAGUUGACAAGUAAAUCUUCCCCUUAUUUUAAAUUAAUAUUAUCAUAAAUGGUAUAAAUAUGCACCAGUUUGGCUUCUCGGCUGACUAGACUGUUUCUCUGAGUCUGAAGGUAAAGAAAAGGUUUACAAAUUACUCUAAAUCUGGAGAAUUUUAUAAAAGUCGUCUAAUUGGAUCACUUUUACUCGUUUAACAAUCUAAAACUGCCCGGUUAAUCCCCUCUGCCCGGUUUGCUGAACCUACCUGAGAAGAUCGGACACGUUGCCUGGACGAUCAAAUGUAUAUUUUUGCGAAUGUCAUCAGUGUCAUUUUUCUCGUGGUGUGCGCUAGUUAAAGACUUUCUCACUGCGUUCUGCUGUUGUUGGUGCCUGUUUUCCUUUCUGCCAGUGAGGCCAACAUGCAUGUCGAUAGCUUCACCUCUUUUUCUUUUUUUUUUUUGCGAAAACAAGAA